This is a messenger RNA of Parastagonospora nodorum SN15, 459 nucleotides long. RefSeq lists its product as hypothetical. The transcript has 3 exons. The coding region runs from base 1 to 459 and encodes 152 amino acids. The record is from RefSeq and is a predicted model, not a curated record. NCBI's taxonomy places the organism in Eukaryota, Fungi, Ascomycota, Dothideomycetes, Pleosporales, Phaeosphaeriaceae.
AUGUCAUGCAAAGAAUUGUGUAUGCACUUCAAAGCCCAGUGUCGUGUUCUAGAGCACCUGUCGGCGUUGAUAUUGCAUGGCGUUGGUGUUCAAGGAUGGCCUCCUCCCACUCAGGAAGGAACGACUGUAGAGAUACGCUCGCAUACUCUAACUUCACCUUUACCUGUGCUGUCUGCUGCAACGAGGUCUGUUGCUCCUAACAUAGACGCGCUGCCAUGGAGUCCGCGGACACUCGCACUCGCUGCCUUCACCGCUUCUGGUUUUGCAGCUGGCUCCCCCGAUGACGCUCGUGCGACCCCAUCCUCAAGGACUCACCUCAAGGGACACCGGACCAUGAGCACUGAAAUUGAGGCAGAGACCGAUGUCAACCCCCCUAUCCAAAGAGCCGCAGACUUUACCAGAAAACCUGACAAGAAAGAGCCGAUUGAUAGUAACAUCGUCUGGGACACUAGGCACUGA